UGUCAAUGGAAAAGUGUUGUUUGUAAUGGCCGAUGGUAUUUUGCGUUUGGUGUAAAAUAAAUGCCAGGUUUUAUGUUUAUACACUGUAGUUAUGUGAACAGAAUGUCGGUUUUGGUUCUAAUGUUAGCAGUUAAUCAUUAUUUAGUUUUAAAUGUAUGACAAUGGAACUACCUAAACCUCCACAAGAAGUGGAAUUACGCAAUAUUAUAGACAAGUUGGCUCAAUUUGUUGCCCGCAAUGGUCCAGAAUUUGAACAGAUGACCAAAAAUAAACAAAAAGGCAAUCCAAAGUUUGGUUUUCUAUUCGGUGGAGAACAUUUCAACUACUAUCAGUACAAAGUUACCACGGAACAAGCAAUUCUGAAGCAGAAGGCGGCCCGCGACAACUGCGCGUCCCAGGGCAGCCCGGGUCUGGCCGGCGGCAUGUCGCCCCUGAUGCUGAACAGCCCCGUGGUGGCCGGGGGGAGCGGGGCGGGCGCGACGCUCUCGCUGGCGGCGGCCGCGCAGUGGCUGGCCGUGGCCCAGCAGCCGGCCAUCACCGUCGAGACCCUCUCCGUGCAGCAGAACCAGCUGCAGGACCAGAUACGCCAGAGCGAGCAGAACCUGGCCGCGCAGCACACGGUUCUAAUGCAACAGCAGCAAACUCAGAUUGAAGAAGCACUUCGAAAAUCCCAAGAAGAUGCCCUCCAACGCUCUGCAGAAGAAUCUGGCAUAAAUUUCCAAGAGUUUGAUGCCAUUUUGCAACCUAUUAUUGACUCGUGCACAAAAGAUGCUAUAUCAUCAGGGAAGGGAUGGAUUCUUGCAAGGUCAACAACGCCAAAGGCAGAUGAAGUAGUAGCUCUUCAUCUGCUGAGAAAAGUCAUUAGCCAAGCUGUCCCAUUCAGUCAGAAGCUGCACAUUAUCUACCUUGUGAAUGACGUCCUCCACCACUGUGCGAGAAAGAAUGCGGAAGAUCUUAAGAAGGCUCUGGAAAAUGUGGUGGUGCCAAUGUUCUGUAAUGCUUCCAUCGGCAUCACAGAGGAACAGCAGUCGAAACUGAAUAAGCUGCUGACACUGUGGGAGUCGAAGAACAACUACUUUGAGCCGUCUGUGAUGGAGAAGCUGAAGAACCCGUCACGGUCUUGGUCGGAGUACCAGGCAGGCCUGAUCACGCAGCACGCGUCUGCCAUCACGCCCAUAACCACCAGCACCAAGCAGACGUACGAGGGCUAUCAGACGCAGCACCAGGCCUUCGUGCAGCACGCCCUCCAGCAGAUACAGACCAUAGAGCAGCAGAAGCAGCUGCUAGAGCAGCAGCAACCAGCCCUCACAUCGGUCGUAGCUCAGCAGGCGCAGGUGGCAGGUGCACUGAGUGUGGAACCUCAGGCUCUGCAGCUAUCGCAGCUGUUGGCCUCCCAGCAGCCCCCACCCCCCCUCCCAGCCGCAGCCGCCCCCCACUGCCCCCGAUGCAGAACGACAUCGGACCACAGCACAGGCACCCAGGUAUUCCACCUCACAUCGGGCCACACAGCUCUUCGACUCUACCUCCUCACAGCUUGCCACCCCAGCACGGGCCACCCGAUAUCAACUUCAGCCAGCCUCCUCCGGGAUAUCACCCUCCUAGUUUUCCUCCUUCAGACUGUUGGUGUGGGACCGGGCCCUGCUGUUGGUCCCCCGUUGGGGCCUUCGAGGUCUGAAAAAAUGUGGCCAAUGGGCAACGAUCGCGACUACCAAGUGAUGAAACCUGUGAUGGAAGUCGAUCAAGAAGUAAUGACUGCUGAAACACACAUCAACAAAAGUUUACAAGCCACAAAACCAGAAUUAUUAGCCACCCGAUCACCCCACAAAAGAAAUGUACACUCAAGAUGGCUGACGCACAAAGAAGACUUGGAGCUCCCGGAUCUGAGCAAGCCUCCUCCUGGGUUCCCACUGCCGCCCAUCAACAACCAGGGCCCUCCUGAGGUUCACAUGGACGAGCUGAUGCCCAGUGUGCCGUACUUCGAGCUGCCGGCGGGACUCAUGGUGCCCCUCAUCAAGCUGGAGGAUGGAGAUUACAAACCCCUGGAUCCAGACAGCAUCCGCCUGCCGCCGCCGGCUCCUCCGAGCGACAGACUUCUCUCUGCAGUCGACGCAUUUUACUCCCUGCCCUGUCAUGACAGGCCGCGAGACAGACGCAUUGUUGACAGCGAGGGCUGGGAGAAGUUGGGUCUGUAUGAAUAUUACCGUGCUAAGAAUGCAGCUCGCAAGAAGAAAGAAGAAGACAUUAUGCAUGGUUUGCGAGAACGUUCCAGAUCUCUUUCCCCCAUUGUCAGAGUGAAGUCUAAGAGCAAGUCACCCCCUAAGAAAAGAUACAGAAGUAAGUCUAGGAGUCGCAGCAGAUCAAAUUCAAAACCACGCUCCAGAUCGAAGUCACGUUCACGUUCUCGGACACCACCCGGUCGACAUUUAGUAAAUAGAACAAAUUCCAACAACACUCCCUCGGGGUCGCCACCCAAGAAGCAGCCUCGUCUCUACAAGCCUUCUUCAAGGUCCCGUUCACGUUCCAAUUCAAAAUCCAGAUCGAGGUCCAGGUCAGGAUCUAGGUCCCGGUCCAGAUCAAGAUCCAAAUCUAGAUCAAGAUCCAGGUCCAGGUCCAAGUCCAAGACGAGGUCAAGAUCCAGAUCUAAAUCAAGAUCUGCUAGUCCAUCUCUGAAGCAGGUGCAGCAGAGGAGUCCUGAAAGAAGUCCUACGCCCCCAUCAUUCCUUGGCUCCAUGUACUCGAAGACAGAAGCGCAGCGGCAGCUAGACGAGAGUAACAAAGGCCACCAGAUCCUGUGCAAGAUGGGUUGGAGUGGUGCAGGUCUGGGAGCCAAGGAGCAAGGCAUAGAGCAGCCGAUAUCCGGGGGAGAGGUGCGAGACAAGACAGACAUGUACAAAGGGGUGGGGAUCAGCUUGAACGACCCAUACGAGAACUUCAGGAAGAGCAAAGGCCAGGCGUUCAUCAACAGGAUGAAGGCUCGAGCCGAGGAGCGGUUGUAGCAGCUGUCCAGUGAUGUGAGCUGACUCAGGCUGUCACCAUCCUUGAGUGGAUUUAUGGAGGAGUUCUUCAGCUCGUUCAAGGAGUUAUGCUAGUAUUCGUAUGCAGGUUUGAAGGUUUAUUUUUUAUUUUUUGGAUAAAAUGCUGCAUUUUUCCAGCUGAUUAAUGUAGGAACCGCGUGAGCGUCGACACGCUGACCCAACCACCCGUUUUCAGGUAAGCGAAGAAAGAGCAUUCCACUGAAACAAGGCAGACCUACUGUGCGACAAGAUGCAUCGUGGUGCAAAAUCGUUUUUCAAAUUGCAGUAGACUUUUGCGUACAUGUUUAAAAAUGGAUUUGUUGUUUAUAAAAACAAUAAAAACAACUUUCGUAUAAAAAAAAUUGUUUAUAUGAAGUGUUUUGAUAGUCUGGUGAAUGAAGUUAUAUCGGAAUAGAUUUGUUAUUGUAAAAUAAACUUUAUUUGUCCAAGAUAAGUGUCAAAUGUUACCUUCUAUUUAAAGUCAGUUCUCAUGAACUUUUUAUCUGCAAAAAAACUGCUAGUUUUCUUUUUUUAAAGCUGUGUCCCAGAACGCUCCAAAUGUGUGUCAGAAUGAUAUCUGUUGCAUGCUACUCAGAGACAGACCUGCUGUUUGAUCUACUCCUGAGGAUAAACAUCCGGAAGUGUCUUGUGAUUUGCAUAAUAAAGCUCCCCUUGCUGAUUUUUUCUAUGCAA
Molecule: messenger RNA, 3707 nt
Organism: Bacillus rossius redtenbacheri
Lineage: Eukaryota; Metazoa; Arthropoda; Insecta; Phasmatodea; Bacillidae
Gene: scaf6
Product: calcium homeostasis endoplasmic reticulum protein
Biological process (GO): RNA processing; intracellular calcium ion homeostasis
Cellular component (GO): perinuclear region of cytoplasm
Molecular function (GO): RNA binding
Source: RefSeq, a predicted model, not a curated record